Molecule: messenger RNA, 1009 nt
Organism: Hyalella azteca
Lineage: Eukaryota; Metazoa; Arthropoda; Malacostraca; Amphipoda; Hyalellidae
Product: protein FAM98A
Exons: 2
Coding region: 73-786 (237 amino acids)
Source: RefSeq, a predicted model, not a curated record
UAUAAAGGCCGCCAGUGACCUGACACAGCAUGCACUUGUGAGCCGCCAACCGUGCAAGCAACACCACACAACAUGAAGCUCCUGAUCGUAUCAGUCUUGGUGGCAGUCACCGCCGCCGCUCCUCAGGGAUACCAGCCUCCCCGGCAAGGAUACAGCCAGCCCUGUGGCCCCGGCCAGGUCAGGAAGGGUGAUGGAUCCUGCGCACAGCCUAUCGUCACUAGGAACCUGUACCUCUACAACGCCCCUCCCCAAAAACUGACUUACGGUCCUCCUCCUUACCUGCCCGACCCCAAGGUGCACUACAACUUCGUGUUCGUGCGCACUCCUGAACAAGGUCUUGGACCCAAACCCAUCAUCGCACCUCCCCCACAGCAGAAGACUCUCGUGUAUCUUCUCAGCAAGCGCCCAGACGCUCAGGCCCAACAGGUCAUCGAAGUCCCAGCCAACCCCACCCAACCCGAGGUCUACUUCGUCAACUACAACGAGGGAGAGAACGCCAAGCUACCAGGAGGCAUCGACCUGCAUACCGCCCUCAGCCAGUCCGCUCAGCAGGGACAGAUCAUCGACGGUGGUCAUGGAGGUGGUCUUGGUGGCGGUCUUGGAGGUGGUCUUGGAGGCGGUCUUGGUGGCGGUCUUGGUGGCGGUCUUGGUGGUGGAUACGGCGGUGGUUCAAUCGGUGGUGGUUCAAUCGGUGGUGGAUUUGGUGGCUCCGACGAAGUGUUCGUCUCAGGAGGUUCCAUCGGUGGCGGCAGCCUUGGCGGCAACCUUGGCGGCGGCUACAAUUAAUUUCUUCGACGACAUCCGAAAAAUGCGAAGUGAAAAUUCUCGUCGAAAUAAUGAAACUCCAAUUCUAGAACGUUGCACUCGUUAUUAACAUCUUUACUAAAGAGAUCUUGUAUGUAUAGAUCACAAUCGACACAUUCAUCUAGCACUGAUGAAGUCCUAGUGAAUCGACAUCUCAUUAUUUAUAAUCUCUUCAUUUCUACAAAUAUACGAUAACAAUAACAGA